Messenger RNA from Coffea eugenioides, 946 nucleotides. Its product is annotated as zinc finger protein ZAT11-like. Gene Ontology annotation, biological process: response to chitin; response to stress. The transcript has a single exon. Lineage: Eukaryota; Viridiplantae; Streptophyta; Magnoliopsida; Gentianales; Rubiaceae. The record is from RefSeq and is a predicted model, not a curated record. The coding region runs from base 136 to 774 and encodes 212 amino acids.
AGCUGGUUUCACUUUCAAGUUUACAAGCUUUCUUCCUUCAGACAAAGCUUCCAUCCUUUUCCGCUUUCACACUCCCAUCGAAGCUUCAAAGCUAAGAACCAAAGCCUUCUUCUACUUUCUGCAAUCAAUAUUUCCAUGGGAAUGAAUAUGAUGAAUGUAGGAACCAAAAGAGCCAGGGAACCGGAUCAGUUCGACAGCAUAACCACCAUGGCGAAUUGCUUGAUGCUGUUGUCUCGAGCAGGAGAGUUUGAAGCAUUAAACAUCUUCCAUCAUAACAACAGCAGCGACAAUAGCCACAACCCUAGUCGGGUUUUCGAGUGCAAGACUUGUAACAGGCAGUUUCCAUCGUUUCAAGCGCUGGGAGGCCAUAGGGCGAGUCAUAAAAAGCCAAAGCUCGGAGCAGAUCUAAGCUUGCAAUCCCAGGUGCAGACGUCUCCGCCUAAGCCUAAAACGCACGAGUGCUCAAUCUGCGGGCAGGAAUUCGCGGUAGGUCAGGCGCUAGGCGGGCACAUGAGGAGGCACAGAGCUGCAAUGAAUGAAGAAAUCGGAUACCAUCAAUCUCCUGUGUCAUCACUUUCAUCUGGCCAACAGCAUCAGUCUCCUGUAUCAUCACUUUCAUCCGGCCAGCAUGAACCGGUUGUGCAGAAGUCAAAUACUAGUAGCGGACGGGUUUGCUGUUUGGACUUGAACUUGACGCCGUUAGAAAAUGAUUUGGAGUUUCGGCUUGGCAAGGUUGUGGCUCCGCCUGUUGAUUGCUUUUUGCAAGGUUGUUAAUGAAUUCACCGCUGCAAAUAGUAUUGGAUUAAUCCCCAUGUAGAUGUUCAGGAGCUUUUUGAUUUUUUUUAAUCUCCUUUUUUGUGAAAGAAAUCUCUGUAUGUUGUACUUGUAGAAUCAGAUAUAUUGGGAUUGAUUUAUUUGUUUAUACCAGAUCAUACAUAUUGUAAUA